AUGUUGCAUACCACCUCUAUUGCAGAGCCAAAGAACACCGUCUCCAAGACCGGGAAGGCUGUUGCCACCAACAAGUCAAAGACACCCGCUGUUCAGGAAAGAGAGGAGGAUGGUACUAGCGUCAUUGGACUGGAUCCCUGGCUCGAGCCUUACUCUGGAGGCCUCAAGCACAGAUAUUCGCUGUACAAGGUCUGGAGAGAAAAGAUCGAGAAUGAGGGAGGAUACGAAAAGUUCAGCAGGGGGUACGAACGGUUCGGGUUCACUGUCUCCAAGACGGGUAUCACCUAUCGUGAAUGGGCACCCAAUGCCAAGGAGGCAUUCCUCUUUGGAGACUUUAACGAAUGGAACAACUCGAGCCAUCCGAUGAAAAGAGACAACUAUGGCGUGUACGAGAUCUUUUUGCCCAACAAGGCGAACGGAACCCCGGCCAUCGAACACAACUCUAAACUCAAGAUCACGAUGAUCAAGCCUGACGGUACUCGUAUUGAUCGCCUCCCAGCCUGGAUCAAGCGUGUCACCCAGGACUUGAACGUCUCUCCCACGUACGAUGCCGUCUUCUGGAACCCCGCCAAGAAGUACCAAUGGAAGAACAAGGCCCCCCCGAAGCCCGCCAGUCUCAAGGUCUAUGAGGCCCAUGUCGGAAUUGCGACGCCCGAGGGUCGUGUUGGUCAGUUCACAGAGUUCACCGCCAAUGUCCUCCCCCGCAUCAAGAAGUUGGGAUACAACACCAUUCAGUUGAUGGCCAUCAUGGAACAUGCCUACUAUGCCUCCUUUGGCUACCAAGUCACCAGCUUCUUUGCUGUCAGCAGCCGAUAUGGUACACCUGAGGAGCUGAAGGAGUUGAUUGACACUGCUCAUGGGCUGGGAAUCACGGUUCUUCUCGAUGUCGUCCACUCGCACGCCUGCAAGAACGUUCUAGACGGACUCAACAACUUUGACGGAAGCGAUCACCAGUACUUCCACGAGGGCGCUAAAGGCCGCCAUGACCUUUGGGACUCUCGUCUGUUCAACUACAACAGCCACGAGACCAUCCGCUUCUUGUUGAGCAAUUUGCGCUUCUACAUGGAGGAGUAUCGUUUUGAUGGUUUCCGCUUUGACGGUGUCACCAGCAUGAUGUACCUCCACCAUGGUAUCGGAUACGGAUUCUCGGGCAAUUAUAAUGAGUACUUUGGUGAUACUGUCGAUCUUGAGGCCGUUGUCUAUCUUAUGCUCGCCAACGAUAUGCUCCACAAGCUAUACCCCGAGUCUAUCACCGUCGCCGAAGAUGUGUCUGGUAUGCCAACACUGUGCCGACCUGUCACGGAUGGUGGAGUUGGAUUUGACUACCGUCUCUCGAUGGCCGUCCCAGACAUGUGGAUCAAGCUGCUCAAGGAAAAGUCGGACGAUGAGUGGGACAUCGCCAACAUUGUGUUUACCCUCAUUAACCGCCGACAUAUGGAACCAUCGAUUGCUUACUGCGAGUCGCAUGACCAGGCUUUGGUGGGUGACAAAACGAUUGCGUUCUGGUUGAUGGACAAGGAGAUGUACACCCAUAUGAGUGUCCUCACCGAGUUAACCCCCAUUAUCGACCGCGGUCUUGCCCUCCACAAGAUGAUCAGACUGGUGACACAUGCGUUAGGAGGAGAGGGGUACUUGACGUUCAUCGGCAACGAAUUCGGCCACCCCGAAUGGCUCGACUUCCCUCGCGCAGGAAACAACUCCUCCUUCCACUAUGCGCGUCGUCAAUGGAACGUCGUCGACGAUGAACUCUUGCGGUACAAGUUCCUUAACGAGUUCGACUCUGCCAUGAACAAUGCCGAGGCCCAGAUCGGAUGGCUCCCCGCCCCCCAGGCAUUCGUCUCUCUCAAACAUGAAAGCGACAAGGUCCUUGUCUUUGAUCGUGCCGGAGCCGUGUUCAUUUUCAAUUUCCAUCCAUCAAAGUCGUUUACGGAUUACAGGGUCGGUGUCCCCGCGGCGGGGGAAUACCGGAUUGCAUUGAACACGGAUCAACCGAGGUUUGGAGGACACGAUCGUGUUAGUCAGGAGAGUCAGUUCUUUUCGACGCAGGGGGAGUGGUGUAAUCGGGAGCAUUUCGUUCAGGUUUAUAUCCCUUGUCGUACUGCCCUUGUUCUCGUCAAGAAAAAUUAG
This is a messenger RNA of Linnemannia hyalina, 2127 nucleotides long. Lineage: Eukaryota; Fungi; Mortierellomycota; Mortierellomycetes; Mortierellales; Mortierellaceae. The record is from the annotation of a GenBank genome assembly.